AUGAAAGCUUUUCUCGAGAGAUAUAAUAAAAGAAAAGCGGCGGAUCAGUUGACACCAUCUCAAGCUCCUCAAAUAAGAAAUAGAUCCAAUGAAAGUACUUCGGAACAUCAUCCUCAUCCUAAAGAGUUGAACUUGACAAAUCAAUCAACACCAGCUCAAGCCCAUCAACCAAGUAAUGCAUCUGAAGAUAUUGGUACAUCAAAACAUUCUGUCAAUGAGUUUAACAUAGAAGACCUUCCAGGAGAUCCGGGACUUCGAAGACCAAUUUUAGAAUAUCAUCCUAAUGUUCGAGAUCGAGUGCGAAGACAUUAUUUGAUGCAAGGUCCUUGUCAACCAAAAAACUAUGUAUUUCCUAAAACGAUUUUCAGCGGUGUUAACCGAAAGUUCAAAGAGACAUGGUUCAAGGAUUAUCCCAGUUGGCUAGAGUAUAGUAUAGAAAAAGAUGUUGCAUAUUGUUUGCAUUGUUAUCUUUUUAAACCAGAUACUGGAGACCAAGCAGGCGGUGAUGUAUUUGUUGGUACAGGGUUUACUAACUGGAAGAAAAGAAGUAAGCUUAAACAACAUGUUGGGCGGACCAAUAGUGCUCACAACAAUGCUAGAAGAAUGUGUGAAGUUUUAUUAAAUCAACGACAACAUGUUGAUACAGCUUUGGUGAACCAAACACAACAAGAUCGGAUUAACUAUCGCACUCGUUUGAAUGCAUCAGUUGAUUGUGCUCGGUUUCUUCUACGACAAGGGUUGCCUUUUCGUGGUCAUGAUGAAUCUGAUAGUUCAAAGAACCAAGGGCACUUUAGAGAGCUUUUGAAGUGGCAUUCUGAUAAAGUUGAAGAUAUAAAAAAGGUUGUCUUGAAAAAUGCCCCAAGAAAUCAUCAAUUGACAUCACCGGAUAUUCAACAUGAUAUUGUCAAGGCGGCUGCGACUGAAACUCUCAAUAUCAUACUUACACAAAUUGGUGAUGCAUUAUUCUCUGUUCUCGUUGACGAGUCUCGUGAUGUGUCAGGAAAAGAGCAAAUGGCUAUCGUCUUGCGGUAUGUGAGAAAAGGACAAGUGAUUGAGCGUUUUGUUGGUGUUAAACAUGUCACUGAUACUACUUCUGCAUCACUUAAGGCAGCCAUUGAUCAAUUCUUUUCAGAGAAUGGACUAAGCAUAUCUAGCCUUCGUGGUCAAGGUUAUGAUGGAGCUAGUAAUAUGAGAGGAGAAUUCAAUGGUCUCAAAGCACUUAUUUUAAAGGAUAACCAGUCAGCGUUUUAUGUUCAUUGCUUUGCUCACCAACUUCAGCUAGCUGUUGUGGCUGUAGCCAAAAAUCAUAUCUUAAUCUCCGAUCUCUUCAUAUUUGUUGGUAGUCUGGUAAAUGUCGCUGGAGGUUCAUGCAAACGUCGUGAUUCUCUUCGAGAAAAGCAAGUGGCCAAGAUCAUUGAAGAACUGAAUGUUGGUGCUAUUUCAAGCGGGAAGGGGUUGAAUCAACAAACCACUCUAAAACGAGCUGGUGAUACAAGAUGGAGCUCUCAUUAUGGUACUUUGGUAAGUAUUAUCACUUUAUUUCCAUCUUUAGUUGAAUUGCUUGAAGAGAUAAAAGAGGAUGGAUUGUCCAGUGAUCAUAAACAAGAUGCAAGCAGGCUAUUAGACUCAUUAGAAUCAUUUGACUUUGUAUUUAGUCUUCAUUUGAUGAAGGUUUUGCUGGGAAUUACAAAUCUUUUGUCACAGGCAUUGCAAAGAAGAGACCAAGAUAUUGUGAAUGCAAUGAAGUUGGUUAAAGUGUGUAAGGAGCAAUUGCAAGACAUGAGAGACAAUGGAUGGGAUUCACUUCUAGGUCAAGUUGUUUCAUUUUGUGAGAAAUAUGAGAUUGAUGUUCCUAAUAUGGAUGAUGUUCCUAUUAUUCCAGGAAAAUCACGACGCAGAGCUCCAAAGGUCACUAAUAUGCAUAGGUAUCGGGUUGAAUUGUUUUCUACAGUCAUAGAUAUGCUACUUCAAGAGCUAAAUGACCAUUUUACAGAAACAACUACUGAGCUACUUCUCUGUAUGGCAUGUCUGAAUCCAUCUAAUGCAUUCUCAGCUUUCGAUAAGGAAAAAUUGAUUCGGCUUGCUCAAUUUUAUCCUCAAGAUUUUACUGCAGUAUCUCUCUUGGCUCUUGAAGAUGAAUUGGACACUUACAUAUUUGAUAUGCAAAGCAAUGAUCUGUUUAAAGAACUGAAAGGAAUUAGUGAGCUUGGAGAAAAAAUGGUUGAGACACAGAAAGACCAGGUCUAUCUGUUAGUUUACUUGCUCAUAACAUUGGCACUGAUUCUUCCAGUUGCAACUGCCACUGUAGAAAGAGCAUUUUCUGCCAUGAAGAUUAUAAAAAGUGAUUUGCGAAACCGAAUGGGAGACAUGUUGAUGAACGACAACAUGAUUACAUAUAUCGAGAAAGAUAUAUUUGAUUGUGUUGAUAAUGAGACCAUUAUGAAAAUAUUUCAAAAUAUGAGCAAUCGUCAUGGACAAUUAUAA
Molecule: messenger RNA, 2484 nt
Organism: Fragaria vesca subsp. vesca
Lineage: Eukaryota; Viridiplantae; Streptophyta; Magnoliopsida; Rosales; Rosaceae
Exons: 1
Coding region: 1-2484 (827 amino acids)
Molecular function (GO): protein dimerization activity
Source: RefSeq, a predicted model, not a curated record